AUGACGACCGAUAGAAUUCCCAUAUGGUUUUACGACAAGAAACUUUGGAUCAACGAUGCGGACCGACGUACCACGUGCGCCGACGUGGCAACCACGUUGACGGGUCGCGGCAGUGAUUACGCAGUGGCCGUCGACGGCGCUCACACGGCCACCAUGGUGGCCGAUCCCGGCGUCAGGGUGCUGAAGAUCUGGCAGAGCCUGCGGCCGGACCAAAAGCUGUGCUUGCGAAAAGUGAGCGGCAAUGGCUACCACCACCACCACCAACGGGACGGCGGUAACAACGUUGACAGUGGCGGCGGUUACGACGACGACGAUGCAGCGUCCGAGAUGAGUGGUUACCGUGGUGCUCACAGGAAGCGCCGCCGGGAGGUGGUGGUCAAGUACGCCUCGCGGACGGUGCACCCGAAGCGACUGAGCAACACGCAGGCGGCCGAAGAGCUACUGAAACUCAUACUCGAGCAGAGCGACACAAUCCGAGCGCAGCUGAAAAAGUUGCAGGACCGCGACAAGAAGAUCGAGAAGAUCGAGACGGAAACGCACAGGACCCGGGCGGACGCGUUGGGAUCGAAUUACCUGUUGGACGCGUAUCUAGGGGGCGGCGGCGGCGACGGAUGCGGAGACGACAAGGAGGAAAAAGACAGCGGCAUCACCGAAGGCGCCAGUGUGGAGAACGACGACCACGACGACGAAAACGAAGACGACGAGGACGACGACGAUAGAGGUUGUGGUGUUGAAGGACGGGGAGUUGUCGGCGAAAUCGCAGACUCCGGAAUUCCGCGGCCGUCGUCGACGCAAGAGGCCAUCGGCUACCUGGAGAGGAUCGUCAAGAUCAACAAGAAGUUGUACGAAUUCGAGGAACGUCUGAUCCGGUUGUACGUGAACGUGGAACGGUGCCGGGACCAGGAGCAACUGCUGGACGAGCUGAAACGGGCCGAGACCGAGAUGGCCGACACCGAACGGAUGUACCGCGAAAACACUCUGCUGAUACGCGACACCGACACCGAACUGCGAGCCAGGCUGGGCUACAUCGAACAGUUGCAGUACGAGGCGGCCAUCGUGGACAGCGAGAACGAGUACCUGAUGGGAUCCAUCGAACACCUGCAAGGCCGACCCCACAACCCCCAGAACCAGGUCGAAAACUACCAACCCCAACAUCAUGCAGCCGCUUGUCGGGUGUUGGACACGUUGGUCUAG
Messenger RNA from Macrosiphum euphorbiae (potato aphid), 1194 nucleotides. The record is from the annotation of a GenBank genome assembly. Lineage: Eukaryota; Metazoa; Arthropoda; Insecta; Hemiptera; Aphididae.